This is a messenger RNA of Rotaria sp. Silwood2, 524 nucleotides long. The record is from the annotation of a GenBank genome assembly. NCBI's taxonomy places the organism in Eukaryota, Metazoa, Rotifera, Eurotatoria, Philodinida, Philodinidae.
UAAUAUCUACUGAUAAAUGGCCGUCACAAAUCAAUAAUAUUAAUAUUACCGUAAUUAAACCGAAAUUUAUUCCCGAUUCCUUUGCUCUUGUUGUUCGUUAUGUACCCCUCCAGUACAAUGAUGAAUAUGUGAAAGAGGAAAUCGAACGAAAUCUUCAAUCAGCCGAAAAUGUUAGACAUAUUCAGUAUCAUUUUCAACGAAGAACAAAUGAUUUUCGAUUUAUUGUUAAAGAUUUACGUGAAUAUAAUUCAACAUUAAAAUUAGGUCAUAUGAGAGAUAAAUGUGAUCUGGUACACCCUCGUUGUCGUAUCUGUCUUAAUAAUCUUAUUGAUGGUCAAACACAUGAUUGUUCGAAUGUGGUUCGUUGUGCUCAAUGUGAUGGCCACCAUCAUUCGUUAUCUAAUGAAUGUGAAAAGGUCGCAGAAUAUCGAUUCAAAUUAAAAGAACAAGUUAAUAACGCAAUAUCAACAGGCAAAUUACAUCGAUUAGUACCUCAAGAUCGUGCUCAACCGAUGCAAUUUUAG